AUGGAGGGCCUGUCCAUGCGGAUCAGACAAUUGGCUCUCUGGGACGGUGUCUGCGCGUCGUUUUUUAGGUCUUCACAGGUCACUAGCAGGAGCCGUUCACCUCCAUCACCAACAGUAUCCAUUACCAGACGAUAUGCCUUCACUCCGUCUUCCGGACGCCGAGCUGCUCACGAGGAUGCCAGCCUCCCGAACACUGUGGCAGGUUCAGAAGGCUCAACGUGCUCCCAGGCAUAUCCACUUUCAGGCUAUUACUACGAAAUCCUCUCAACCACUUCUCCCUAUGGAUCGAUAACGAGCUCAUCGCGUUCAACCCCUCAAGCAGCCGAGAAGCCGACACCGGCCACGACCGUCAAGCUACAAACGCCCGAGGAAAAGAUGGCUAUCGUUUUUGGAUCGCGAUUAGCCGGGCCAGGCCGUCAAUCGCGAUAUAAUGCCGGGACAAUGCCGCCUGAGUCUCAGUGGAAGACCAUCAACGGAGUAGCCAUUCCUCCACGACCCGAAGAGCCUGACAAUUGCUGCAUGAGUGGCUGUGUGCACUGCGUAUGGGAUGACUACCGUGAUGAGAUGGAGGAAUGGGCCGGUCGUGUAGCAAGUGCCAAGGCAAAGGGCUUCGCCAGGAACAAGACGGCGGAUAUGCGACAGACACCUAGAGCAGAGGUGGACAAUGCCAGUCACAGUAUGGAUGAUGAUGGGGGCGGUAGUGAGACCAACUGGCCGUUAUCUGAUAAGGCAGAUGAUCUCUUUGCCGACAUACCGGUGGGAAUUCGUGAGUUCAUGAAGACCGAGAAGAAGCUCAAGCAGAGGCAUCAACAAGAGCAAGCCACAUGA
Aspergillus clavatus NRRL 1 is the source of this 828-nucleotide messenger RNA. RefSeq names its product oxidoreductase-like domain-containing protein. Gene Ontology annotation, cellular component: mitochondrion. Bases 1 to 828 code for a protein of 275 amino acids. Lineage: Eukaryota; Fungi; Ascomycota; Eurotiomycetes; Eurotiales; Aspergillaceae. The transcript has a single exon. The record is from RefSeq and is a predicted model, not a curated record.